This is a messenger RNA of Saccoglossus kowalevskii, 1074 nucleotides long. Its product is annotated as galactosylceramide sulfotransferase-like. The record is from RefSeq and is a predicted model, not a curated record. Lineage: Eukaryota; Metazoa; Hemichordata; Enteropneusta; Harrimaniidae. Gene Ontology annotation, biological process: glycolipid biosynthetic process. Gene Ontology annotation, molecular function: galactosylceramide sulfotransferase activity. Gene Ontology annotation, cellular component: membrane.
AUGAGGGCGUCGGCAAGUGACCUGCAAGCACCUACAUGUGAUUAUCCAUUGACGAAUGUGGUGUUCUUGAAGACUUACAAAACUGCCAGUACUACGGUGUCGUCAAUACUUAUACGUCAUGGACUACGUAACAACUUAUCUUUUGUAUUACCAUCGCACCAUAAUCCGGGAUGGUUUUCUAGAACAGAACGUUUUAACAGUAAAAUGGCGAAACAGUUAUUGCCACCUCUUCCAGGCACACAGUAUAAUAUGUUAGUUAGCCAUGUCCCAUUUAAUAAACAAGCUAUUGACAAAGUAAUUCGAAACGCCACCUAUAUAACAAUACUACGUCAUCCCGUGGCUAACUACGAGUCAAUUUUCGGGUUCAUGAAAAUUGCUAAUUAUUUCCAUAUUAAUCAAAACACCAGUCAAGAUCCUUUUGAAGUUUUUUUGUCAAACACAACGAUGUAUUUCAAACGCAUUAAUGAUUCUUACCACAAGACAUUACUCAGUAAUAGACAAAUAUUUGAUGUGGGACUUGACCUGAAAAAUUAUAACAAUGAAACACUCGUUGAUAAUGUUAUUCAGCAAGCUUCAGAUGAGUUUGAUUUUGUGUUGAUUGCAGAAUAUUUCGACGAAUCACUUGUUUUGUUGAAGAAACUGUUAUGCUGGGACUUUAAAGAUAUUAUGUAUUUCCAACAGAACAAGAGAAACAACAAACUACGUUUUGACAUUGAUGACUGGAAACGUCAGCGAAUAUUGGAAAUAAAUAAGGCAGAUUACAAACUAUACCAACACUUCAAUAAAACAUUCUGGCGUGAGGUUGAGGCAUAUGGUGAUAACUUUCAUGAAGACUUGGCUACAUUUCGAGAUAUGUUACUGAAGAUACAAUCUGAAUGCGUGGACGAAGAUAAAUUUGUAAUCGACUAUAAAGGACGUAGGAAUGCCACGAUACUGAAAAAUAACGCACCUACUUAUUGUAACGAUAUUAGCAAAGAUGGGUUUGACAAUCUAGGCAAUAAGCAAAAAGCAACAAGUUCGAAUUUGACAAAAAAGCGAAAAUUUACAAAACAACAAAAGAAAAAAUCACAUUAA